UUCUUGUAGCAUCUUUGAUUAUAGAUAACUGGGUGUGUGGAAGCGUUUGGUUGCUUGUUUUUCCUGCUUACGAAGGUCAKCCAUUAUGAUUAAAAUUAAAGAAAAGCUCAAUGCUAUGAAAGAUGCCAUUGAGCAAGCGGAAGAUCGAGAAGCUGACGCCAAAUACAAUCUAAGAGCUGCUGAAGAUCGUUAUAAGAAGGCUGAGGAAGAGUUGGAAUCACACAAAAGGCGACUAGCUUUGCUACAAGGAGAGCUGCAGAGGACGGAAGAAAAGUUACAGGAGAGCAAAGAUUCUCUAGGAGACGAAAGCCAAAGAUGCAAUCGCUCUAAGGGAUGAAAAACUUCGUGAUCUUAACGAUGUUUCUCGAAAACUCACAAAAACAGAGUAUGAUUUACAUAGRGCUCAAGAAAGAUUGGAGAAGGCUGAAGCCAAAAUCCAAGAGAGUGAAGAGAAUCUGCAAAGUGCUGGUGAAAAUAUGAUCAGGCUCCAGCAAAAAGAUGGUGAAGCUGCAGAUCGCGAAACCGAGCAAGAAGAGAAGAUUGCUUUCAUGCAAGACGAGUUAAAACCGUUAGAAGAAAGGUUUGAUAAUGCCCAAGAACGCUGUGGAAAGAUGGAGCGAUAUUUAGAUGAGUUAACGACGGAAUAUGAUGACAUCAAAGGCAAGAAAAAGAGUAUUGAAGAUGAAAUGGGAGAAAUAUCACAAAUUGCUGACAGCGACUUGUUCGAGAAGGAGUAAAAUCAGCAUCAUUACUAACAUUAUGACUUGACUGGAUAAAUACCUAAAUUUAGAUAGGCUAGAAGUACAAUUCAAGUUGAAAAGAAUAUAAUUUUCGUGAAUUCUUGCGUUCAUCUACCGUGCCAUCUUCCUUUACGGUUAAUAGUUUUUAUACAAUUAACAAUGCCAACCAUUAACAAUAGAUUAAUCCUAUUUUUGUUGAAUUUGUCAAAUUAUUAGAUGUUUAGUCUUUCCUAGAGGAAUGUAUGCUAAUUUUCUCCAACGGAAUGAACAUAUAGCAGUGCAGCAUUUUCCCUUUAUUGGUCAUGGUCACACGUGGUAAGCAUUUCUGUAUCGUGGUCAUGCAUUAUAACUAUGCCUGUAUAGUAUGUAUAGCUUAAUUAAAUCAAUGGACCUUGAUUUAAAACUGAUUACUGAUAGUUAGCAGUAAGUUAUUAGUUUUCCAAUAAUGCCAAGACACAAUAUUUAACAGCUGUAUGGGUAUUCUUUAUAUUUGAAUUUUAUGCAUUUUCACCAUGUGAGCAUUAUACACAUACUUUCGUUAAAAAGAGUAAGAAUUGUGAGAGUAWUACCAAGCCUAACCUAGGUAUUAAGUAGUGUUAUUUACAUGUAAUUAACGCUCUUGAUCUAAUGCCAUAGGGACACCAGCAGUGUUCCAAGAUCAAUUGCAUUGUACACAAAAUGACAGCUUGAUAGCAAACUACAUGUAACUACUGACUAAACUGAGAAUACUCAGUGAUGACAAUCACAYAAAGUAACACUUUUAUCCAAAGCAUAACUAUAUCUUUUAGGAAAUGCAAUUUCAUCAYAGGCUUUAACCAUCAAACAGSCCAUUAUUGAGAAUUARAAUAGGCAUUGUAAAUCUAGUCUCGCAAACAAUAAAGAGCAAAAUACUUGGCAUACUUGA
Molecule: messenger RNA, 1644 nt
Organism: Exaiptasia diaphana
Lineage: Eukaryota; Metazoa; Cnidaria; Anthozoa; Actiniaria; Aiptasiidae
Product: tropomyosin-2
Biological process (GO): muscle contraction; actin filament organization
Cellular component (GO): actin filament
Molecular function (GO): actin filament binding
Source: RefSeq, a predicted model, not a curated record